This is a messenger RNA of Cryptomeria japonica (Japanese cedar), 1665 nucleotides long. Its product is annotated as linamarin synthase 2. NCBI's taxonomy places the organism in Eukaryota, Viridiplantae, Streptophyta, Pinopsida, Cupressales, Cupressaceae. The record is from RefSeq and is a predicted model, not a curated record. Bases 93 to 1544 code for a protein of 483 amino acids. Gene Ontology annotation, molecular function: UDP-glycosyltransferase activity. The transcript is spliced from 2 exons.
AUAUUGCUCACCUAAAUUAGUUGGCUAGUACAGUUGUCGUUAAACUAUUUAGGUGAGAAUUACAGGAAGGCCCUCACAAGGAGUCGAAAGGCAUGAAUAUGAAUGGCCUACACGCAGUGAUGGUGCCUUUCCCUGCGCAAGGCAGUAUCAAUCCUCUCAUUAAUUUGGCCCACCUGCUCUCUUCACGAGGGGUUUUCAUCACCUUCGUCAACACGGAGUGGAGUCAGUGCUGCAUGCCCAAAGCAGCUCAUAAAGAUGAUGAUGAUCAACUCUCCAUCUCCACAUUUAAGUUUCUGACCAUUCCAGAUGGGUUGCCGCCACAUCAUGGUCGCCUGGCCAAUCUUGCCGAAUACGUAUUGGCAAUACAAAAGCUUGGCCCAGUGUUGGAGCAUCAUUUGCGGUGCGGCUUAGCGGAGGGAACUCCUCCCAUCACCUGCAUUAUAGCAGAAAAUUCCAUGUCUUGCACUCACCAAGUGGCCUACAAACUGGGAGUGCCCCGAGUCAUCUUCUGGACAGUGUGCGCCGCCUCCUCUAUUGCUCAGUGCAACUCCAACCUUCUCCUCUCCCGCGGACAUAUUCCUGUCAAAGUGGAGGAAUCGAAGAGGCCAGACAAAGUGAUAACUUGUUUGCCUGGUAAUCUUCCGCCUUUAUUGCCGACCGAUCUGCUUUCCUUCUAUCGCAUUGCUGACACAUCGGACAUAUUGUUCCAGCACUGUCUCUACGAGUCCCAAUAUCAAAGUAAGGCAGACUAUGUGCUGGUCAAUACGUUCGAUGAACUGGAAACCCCUGAGAUGGUAAGCGCACUGUCCUGUAAUGGCUGCCCUGCUUUGGCAGUAGGGCCUGUAUUUCUUCCCAAUUUUUUAAAAGGGACGGAUUUAAACGGGAGCGCGAGUCUGUUCGAGCAGGACGACAGCUGUCUUAAAUGGCUUGAUGCCCAUCAGCCAGCUUCUGUGAUAUACGUUUCGUUCGGCAGCAUCGCCGUCAAAUCAAACGAGCAGCUGGAGGAACUGGCAAUUGGGUUGGAGAAAAGCCAACACCCCUUUCUGUGGGUUCUGCGAAUGGAUAUUGCGGGAGGUAUGCCUCCAACUCUGCCGGAAGGUUUUGAAGAGAGGACGAAACAUCGGGGACUGAUUGUAAAAUGGGCGCCUCAGGUGAAGGUUCUGUCCCACCCUGCUGUAGGAGGGUUUCUUACGCACUGCGGGUGGAACUCCUGUUUGGAGAGCAUGAGCUUCGGAAUUCCAAUGCUUGGAUGGCCGUAUUUCUGUGAUCAGUUUCUGGACUGCCGCUUCUGCAAAGAUGUGUGGAAAAUUGGCAUUGACUUGGAGGGCGUGGAUGUUGAUGAAAAUCUUGUGGUUAAGAGGGAGGAGAUAGAGAAAGGCGUGAGAAGAUUGAUGGAAGCGGAUGAGCUGAGAAAAAGGGGCAUGGGGUUGAGGGAGGCUGCAUUGAAAGCGGUUGCGCAAGGAGGUUCUUCUUCGCUCAACUUGAACCGAUUUCUUCAUGACAUUACAAAACUUUCCAAAUCGGCUUUUGUUAAAACGGCGUAGCUAUCAAAGCAUUCGUCACUCAUGCAUCUCAGUAUUCAGACAAUUUCUUCAAUGUUCUGUAUUGAUCUAGUAGUAGAUCAUUACUACAUCCUUUCUAAAUAACAGAUAUGAAUUUCUUCCA